AUGGCUCCUGCCGCAUCAAGUGCCUCGGCGCUCUCCAACGUCGCCGAGUCAAGCCUGUCUGCUGACUUACCACCCAUCUCGGCCCUGUUCUUAAUUGACUUUGACGUGAAAGCUGGAUAUACGAUAGCGUGGAAGAGGGCGGUCUCGGGACUUGAGCUUGAGGGAGUUGUCGAGUAUAAAAGUCUACCCUCUGGCCUCCACAGUGUCAAGGAUGAUUUGAUCUACUUUGUCCACGACGCGGGCCAUGCGGGCGUCAGCGCAUUUGUCAAUGUGCCUUGCGAGGAGGAAGAGGCCCGGAAUGCCCGCAUGCUUGCAGUUGGCGUCCUUGUUCCAUUGAGCUUUGGGCGACUUGGGAGAGCUUGGAGGCAUGCUGAUAUGCUGAAGGACAUGGCUGCCAAGCUGGCAGUUGAUCGAAACCGAACAGGCGUGCUUGAAGCGUACUGGGAGAAGUGUUCGCUCAACAAAGCGACCAGGACGCACCCUAUCGCCUCUGGGGCGGAUAACACGCCAAUCGCCUCACCUACGGUCGCCUUUCAUGAGCCCCUUUUGGCUCGGGGCAAAGGGCAUUCUCGGACCCGGUCGGCCUCUGACGGCGGUGUCGUUUUUCGCCCCGGCCAUACUCUUCCCAAUACCACCCUGCCCGCAGUUUAG
Parascedosporium putredinis is the source of this 651-nucleotide messenger RNA. The record is from the annotation of a GenBank genome assembly. NCBI's taxonomy places the organism in Eukaryota, Fungi, Ascomycota, Sordariomycetes, Microascales, Microascaceae.